AUGCGUGCCGCGGCAAGGGAAGGCAUUCCCGGGGCUUCCGAGGAGCUCUGCGCCCUUUCCUGGGGGUCGCCUUGCGUCCAUUUUGCUCCCCAGGGAGAAGGAUCGGAUCUUGUGGUUGUCAUCCCGAGCCCGGCGGGGGCCGCUUCCGGCCGCCCCGACUGGGAAAUUCCCGCCGUUGCCAUGGCGCCCGGCACUUGUUGCGGGGGGCGAGGGGGGCUCCCAGGUCUUAGGCCGGAGCGAGCCUUCGUCCCUCCCGAGAGGCCGCGAGAGGGGACCUCGAGGCUCCCCGGCCCCUUGCCACAGUUAAAGACAUCUACUCAAGGAGGCGAGGUUAUAACUGGACUUUCUGUUUCAGAUUUCAGGUACUCCGACUCCACCUUUACUUUCACCUACGUUGGCGGCCCCAAAAGUGUGUCCUACUCAGUACAUGUAUCUGAAGAUUACCCAGAUAAUACAUAUGUGUCAAGUUCAGAAAACGAUGAAGAUGUAUUAGUUACUACAGAACCAAUUCCAGUAAUUUUUCAUCGAAUAGCAACAGAAUUAAGAAAAACCAAUGAUAUUAACUGUUGCUUAUCCAUAAAAUCAAAAUUACAGAAGGAAAAUGGGGAGGAGUCAAGACAAAAUAGCACAGUGGAAGAAGAUUCUGAAGGUGAUAAUGAUUCUGAAGAAUUUUAUUAUGGAGGACAGGUGAACUAUGAUGGGGAACUGCACAAGCAUCCGCAGCUGGAAGCUGACUUGUCGGCAGUGAGAGAGAUGUAUGGGCCACAUGCAGUUUCUCUCAGGGAAUAUGGAGCCAUUGAUGAUGUAGACAUUGAUCUGCAUAUUGAUGUUAGCUUUCUUGAUGAGGAGAUUGCUGUGGCUUGGGAAGUAAUUCGGACAGAACCUAUAAUUGUAAGACUACACUGUUCACUUACCCAGUAUUUAAAUGGCCCAGUGCCCACUGUCGAUGUCUUUCAGAUUUCUACAAAAGAGCGAUUUGGAUUGGGACAUCAGCUGAAAAAAAUCAUGCAGACAUUUGUUACACAGCAGUGGAAACAAAGCAAAGACAAAUCCAAUUGCCUGCACAAUAAGAAGCUGUCAGAAAAGAAGGUCAAGUCUCCCCUGCAUUUGUUUUCUACCUUGCGCAGGUCGCCAAGUUAUCCGCCCCCUGGUUGUGGUAAAAGCAAAUCCAAGCUGAAAUCUGAGCAAGAUGGAAUCUCCAAAACUCACAAGCUCUUACGGAGGACUUGUUCCAGCACAGUCAAGACGGAGGACUUGUGCGCAGCAAAGUCGCACAGGACCUUCGGGCGCUCCCUGUCCAGCGACCCCAGGGCAGAGCAGGCAAUGACAACCAUCAAAUCGCACAAACUCUUGAACCGCCCCUGCCCUGCAGCUGUUAAGCCGGAGGACUGCCUCACUCUAAAGUCGCAUAAACUAUUGACUAGAUCUUGUUCUGGCGAUCCGAGAUGUGAGCACAAUACCACCUUGAAGCCCCACAAACUGCUAAGCAGGUCUUGUUCCAGUAAUCUCCGAAUGGAGGGACUGUACGGACUGAAAAACCACAAACUGCUCAGCAAGUCUUACUCCAGUGCCCCCAAGUCAAACAAACCCGAGCUUUUCAAGGACCCUAACGCAGAGGGCAGGAGGCUCUCUCUUACCUCAGGGCUUAUUGGUAUCUUAACACCAUCUUCAUCUUCAUCAUCCCAGCCUGCUCCAAAUGGUGCAAAAUGCAUUCCAAUACGAGACCGCGGCUUCCUAGUGCAGACCAUUGAGUUUGCUGAACAGCGGAUCCCUGUAUUGAAUGAAUACUGUGUGGUGUGUGAUGAGCCCCACGUGUUUCAAAAUGGACCCAUGCUUCGGCCUACUGUGUGCGAACGAGAGCUGUGCGUAUUUGCUUUCCAAACUCUGGGAGUAAUGAAUGAAGCUGCCGAUGAAAUAGCAACUGGGGCUCAGGUGGUGGAUCUUCUAGUAUCCAUGUGUCGAUCUGCGUUGGAAUCUCCUAGGAAAGUUGUCAUUUUCGAGCCAUAUCCUUCUGUAGUAGAUCCUAAUGAUCCUCAGAUGCUGGCCUUCAACCCCAGGAAAAAGAACUACGACCGAGUAAUGAAAGCAUUGGAUAGCAUAACGUCUAUUAGGGAGAUGACGCAAGCACCAUAUCUAGAAAUCAAGAAGCAGAUGGAUAAACAGGAUCCCCUUGCUCAUCCCCUGCUGCAAUGGGUUAUUUCGAGUAACAGGUCACAUAUUGUGAAGCUCCCAGUUAACAGGCAAUUGAAAUUUAUGCAUACUCCGCAUCAAUUCCUCCUCCUCAGCAGUCCACCAGCCAAAGAAUCCAAUUUUCGAGCUGCUAAAAAACUCUUUGGAAGCACCUUUGCAUUUCAUGGCUCGCACAUUGAAAACUGGCACUCCAUCCUGAGGAACGGUUUGGUGGUUGCUUCAAAUACAAGACUGCAGCUCCAUGGUGCAAUGUAUGGAAGUGGAAUCUACCUUAGCCCAAUGUCAAGCAUAUCAUUUGGUUACUCAGGGAUGAACAAGAAGCAGAAGGUGCCAGCCAAGGAUGAGCCUGCCUCAAGCAGUAAAAGCAGCAAUGCAUCACAGUCACAGAAAAAAGGACAGCAGUCCCAGUUCCUGCAGAGCCGUAACUUAAAAUGCAUAGCUUUAUGUGAAGUGAUCACCUCACCUGAUCUGCACAAACAUGGAGAGAUAUGGGUUGUUCCAAAUACCGAUCACGUCUGUACACGAUUCUUCUUUGUCUAUGAAGAUGGUCAAGUGGGAGAUGCAAAUAUUAACACGCAAGAAGGAGGCAUUCACAAAGAGAUCCUUCGAGUAAUUGGUAAUCAAACUGCUACUGGUUAAAGGACCACCAUUUCAUUAACAUGAUUUGGAAGCCUUCCUCGGGUUCAAAGCUGGAUUUUGAACUGAAGAAGAUGAUAAAAUAAUUUAUUGUUGUUAUUAUAAACAAAAUUAAUCCUUUGAAUACUGGUUUUUUUCUUAGUAUUUCUAAGUAUCUCAUUAAAUACCUAAAAUGGUAUAAAAUUUACCAAUUGUAGGGUUAUGAAAUCUAGUAAUAAAAGUAAAACAGCACUUAAACUGACGUUUGGGUUGCUCACAAUAAACAGAUUUAAAAAACAGUUUUGUGCUGAUAUUUUUAUAUUAAACUCUUUAAUUGGACAUUUGGUAUCAUAUACCGACAUUUUAGGUUACCAAAAUAGAAUUGAGGACAUUUUAUAAUGGCAUCUAAAUCUAUAAGAUACUUUGCAAUAAGUAUAUGGUUGCACAUUCUGAUGUGCUAUAUUAUUAGUGGCAUGAAUCUUCAAAUGUUUUAGGAGGGAUGUUCCCUAUUCUGGUACUUUUUCUUAUACGAAAGCAGCUACUUCUUAGAAACAGUGCUUUGCCCAAAAUUAUGUCAUAUACAUACCUAUAGAUUCAUGCAUCUUGCGUGUUUGUGCAUAUCUGUAUGUAUGCAUACACAUAAAAAACAUUUUGACAACAGGGAUGGUACAGGUUGACCCCAGUUCCUCAUUUUGAGUAGAUAAUAAAUAAUAAGCUGUGGAUCUGGACAUAAGUCAAGCUGUGAGCCAAGUUCACCACUGUUCAUUCAUUGAAAGUAUUUGCAAAGAGUUUUUUCUAUUUUGGAGAAAUGUCCCAUUAGCUAAAAUUUGGCUCUUUUUAAAGGUUAUCUGAGAAAUUAUAACUUGGGGGCCUGGGUUCCCCCUCAUAAACUAGAUCAGUAUUCAGUUGAUCAUAUGUUUAAAAGGAAGGCCUUAGAAUUUAAACCAACAGUGUAUUUACUUUUAGGAGCCCUCGUGGCAUAGUGGUUAUGCAUUGGGCUGUUAACCACAAA
Molecule: messenger RNA, 3817 nt
Organism: Echinops telfairi (small Madagascar hedgehog)
Lineage: Eukaryota; Metazoa; Chordata; Mammalia; Afrosoricida; Tenrecidae
Gene: PARP8
Product: poly(ADP-ribose) polymerase family member 8
Exons: 26
Coding region: 1-2829 (942 amino acids)
Biological process (GO): endoplasmic reticulum unfolded protein response
Cellular component (GO): intracellular anatomical structure; nuclear envelope; membrane
Molecular function (GO): NAD+ poly-ADP-ribosyltransferase activity; kinase binding; protein serine/threonine kinase activator activity
Source: RefSeq, a predicted model, not a curated record